Messenger RNA from Papilio polytes (common Mormon), 2427 nucleotides. It is a transcript of the gene Pgm2a, whose product is annotated as glucose 1,6-bisphosphate synthase. Gene Ontology annotation, biological process: purine ribonucleoside salvage; carbohydrate metabolic process. Lineage: Eukaryota; Metazoa; Arthropoda; Insecta; Lepidoptera; Papilionidae. Gene Ontology annotation, molecular function: phosphopentomutase activity; magnesium ion binding. The record is from RefSeq and is a predicted model, not a curated record. The transcript is spliced from 12 exons. The coding region runs from base 249 to 2072 and encodes 607 amino acids.
ACAAACAUAUGGAAAAAAUCUAACAUUUUUACUGAGAUCGUGUUCAAUUUAAAUGUUCAUAUCUUCACUAGGCUGUGGCUAAAUUGAUCUCUUGUUACUUAAAACAAUCUGAUUCUGUGCAGAAUCUAGAUCGUGGAAAAGUUUGUGUACCAAGUAGUUUGAUUUACAUCUCUUACUUCAUAGUUUAAUAUUUAAUUUCCGAUUUUUAAAUUAAGUAUUACAAAAAUAAUUUAGCCGGUUUAUUCAAAAUGACUGUCUGUAAUAGUGGAAACGCGAAAUUGGAUGCUGCCGUCGAGAGUUGGUUAAAACACGAUAAGAAUCCUACAACACGUCAAGAGGUGCUUGAUGACAUCGCCAACUCCCGAUGGGAGAAACUGGAAGGAUGUAUGCUGCAGCGACAGAAGUUCGGCACGGCGGGACUGCGCGGGCGCAUGGCUGCCGGUUACAACUGUAUGAACGAUGUAGUUGUUUUACAAACUGCCCAGGGUCUUCUAUCGUAUCUACAGAAGGUUUGUCAUCAAAGCCAACUCCGUAACGGCGUAGUAGUCGGCUACGAUGGCCGACACAAUAGUAAGAGAUUUGCAGAAUUAACAACAAAGGUUUUUAUAUCAGCAUCAAUACCAGUUCAUUUAUUCUCAAAGGUGUGUCCCACUCCUUUUGUGUCAUUUGCCACUAUUAUGUAUGGAGCCGGCGCGGGUGUCAUGGUGACAGCCUCACACAACCCAAGAGAGGACAAUGGGUAUAAAGUCUACUGGGGAAAUGGUUCUCAAGUCAUAGGUCCUCAUGAUGAUAAUAUAUUGGAUGAGAUUUGGCAGUGUUUGGACAUUCCAGAGGAUCAUUGGAAUAUAGAAGAGAUUAGAAGUCACGAAUUAGUGAAGGACUGUACAGAAGACGUGUGUAACAAUUACAAUAAGUACAUACAUGACAGUUUACAUGAAGAUGUACGUGAAAUGAACAAAAAGACAUCCGUACGUAGUGUAUAUAGCGCGAUGCACGGCGUUGGAUAUGAAUAUGUGCUUAAAGCUUUUCAGGCUGCGGGAUUGAAAGAACCACUAAGUGUCCGCGAACAGCAAGACCCGAAUCCAGAUUUCCCUACAGUGAUGUUUCCCAAUCCAGAAGAGAAGGAGUGUCUAGAAUUAAGCAAGAAAUUGGCAGAAGAUAACAAUAUCAAACUGAUCUUGGUUAAUGACCCUGAUGCUGAUAGGUUAGCUGUCGCUGAAUAUGAUGAAAGUAAGAAAUGCUGGAAGGUGUUCAGUGGCAACGAGAUGGGGGCGCUUCUGGGCUGCUGGCUGCUGGAGCAGCACGAAAAGACCAGCUCUGAUGGAGACGUGUACCUGCUGGCCAGCUUCGUCAGCUCCAAGAUGCUGAAAGCCAUUGUCAAAGGAAGAGGAUACUUCGUAGAGACCCUCACUGGCUUCAAAUGGAUGGGCAAUACCACGCUAGUGCUGUCGCAGCAGGACAAGCAGACCUUGUUUGCGUUUGAAGAGGCCAUCGGCUACAUGUGCGGCUCGCGCGUGCCCGACAAGGACGGCGUCUCCGCCGCCGUGCAGGUGGCAUCUCUAGCCUCACAGUUAUACUCUACGGGGUCGUCUCUGACGCAACAAUUGCAAGCAUUGUACGUACGAUACGGAUACCACGUGUCCUACAACGGCUACUACAUCUGCCACGACCCCGCCGUCAUUCAGAAGAUAUUCAGACGUAUUAGAAACUAUCAUGGAUCUGGUGUGUAUCCGAAGAAAGUGGGAUCAUGCGAAAUUGUUCACCUAAAUGAUUUCACGGAAGGCGUGAAAAUACCCGAAAAGGCAAACGGAGAGGCACAUUUAAAGGUGAUAGGCACGGGGCUGGACCAGGAGUACCGCAGCGGGGAGAUGGUGUCGUUCCGCUGCAGCGGCGGGCUGGGCGUCACCGUGCGCACCAGCGGCACUGAGCCCAAGCUCAAGUACUACACCGAGCUCGUCUGCACCGCGCAUACUGAACGGGAACAAGAAGAAAUGAGACAGAAACUAGAAAUAAUGGUAAAAGAGUUUAUAGAAGAACUUUUACAGCCAAAAGAAAACGGUCUUAUUGAGUGAAUAUAUUCUUUGAAACUUCGAUUGGCUGUUGUCAGUAUAUUGACACUACCUUAUAUUACGAAGAAAUUAUUUAAUUUAGUGUAAAUGUAAAUGUUACGCACAAUUAAUAUUUUAUUUAAUUAGCACAAAUUCAAAACUUCUCUAGACAAGAUCUUGAUCCGGUUGACUUUUUAUUUUUCAUUUUUAAGAGAGAAAAAAAGACAGAUUUUAUGGGCGAAGUACAGAAUAAAUAUAAGUAAAGAAUAGUAAAAUAAAUUACUUUAAUUUUGUCAAGCCAAAGCAUUCGAAAUUAUUUUACGCUGUGAUAGUUUUAUUUGAAAUAUCAAUUUGGUAGACCAAAAUGGUCUACCAAAAU